GACAAAGAUGGCGGUACGGAAGAAAGACGGCGGCCCGAAUGUAAAAUAUUUCGAAGCGUCUGAUACCGUCUCGCAGUUCGACAAUGUCCGGGUUUGGCUGGGCAAGAAUUAUAAAAAGUAUAUUCAAGCAGAGCCCCCCACCAAUAAAUCCUUGUCAAGUCUGGUGGUUCAGCUGCUUCAGUUUCAGGAGGAAGUGUUUGGCCGGCAUGUCAGCAACCCUCCCCUCACUAAACUGCCGAUGAAGUGUUUUUUGGAUUUCAAAUCCGGAGGAGCUCUGUGUCAUAUUCUGGCUGCUGCCUACAAGUUCAAGAGUGAUCAAGGAUGGAGGAGGUUUGACUUCCAGAAUCCUUCGAGAAUGGACCGCAAUGUUGAAAUGUUCAUGACUAUAGAAAAGUCUUUGGUACAGAAUAACUGUUUGUCCCGACCUGUGAUUUACCUGAGUUCAGAGAUCGAGCCCAAACUACUGGGAAAACUGAAGGACAUUAUCAAACGACACCAGGGGUCUGUGACUGAAGAUAAGCUGUCCAGCUCUCAUGUAGUGAUCCCUAUUCCUGCUAGUCUGGAGGACGAAGAGUGGGUUCGUCCUGUAAUGAAGAGAGACAAACAGAUGCUGCUACACUGGGGCUACUGGCCUGAUAGUUAUGACACAUGGAUCUCAGCCAGUGAGGUGGAGGCUGCUGUGGAGGAUCCGCCCACUGCUGAGAAACCCAGGAAGGUCCAUGCCAAGUGGAUUCUGGACCUAGAUCAGUUUAACGAGUGGAUGAAUGAGGAAGACUAUGAGGUGGGAGAAGGAGGGCCGAGGAGGAAGAGAAUUUCAGCAAAGACCCUCACAGAUGAAGUGAGCGCUCCAGAUGAAAGGAGGGAUAAAAAACCCAGCAGUGCCAAAAAAAGGAAGCGCUCCCCAUCUCCAUCUCCUACACCUCCUCCACAAGAGAGCAAGAAGAAAAACACCAAGAAAGGGCCCACUACUCCCUACACUAAGUCCAAACGAGGACAGAGAGAGGAAGAACAGGAAGAUUUGACGAAAGAUUUAGAUGAACCCUCACCUGUGCCUGCAGUGGAGGAAGCAACACUACCUAAAACAGUGACUAAGAAGGACUCAGAUUCUACUCCAGUGAAAGGAGGCACUAUGACUGACCUGGAUGAGCAAGAAGAUGAAUCAAUGGAGACUGUAGGGAAGGAGGAAGAAGAAGGUUCUCCGAGUGUGAAAGGAGAACCGGUGAAGGGUUCAGACCUUCAUGAGGAUAAUGUCACUGAACAGACCCAUCAUAUCAUUAUCCCUAGCUAUGCUGCUUGGUUUGACUAUAACAGUGUCCACGCUAUAGAGCGCAGGGCACUGCCUGAGUUUUUCAAUGGGAAAAACAAAUCAAAGACUCCUGAAAUUUAUCUGGCAUACCGUAACUUCAUGAUCGACACAUACAGACUGAACCCACAGGAGUACUUGACCUCCACAGCCUGCCGUAGGAACCUGGCUGGAGAUGUUUGUGCCAUUAUGAGGGUCCAUGCAUUCCUGGAACAGUGGGGCUUGAUUAACUAUCAGGUGGAUUCAGAGAGUCGGCCCACUCCCAUGGGACCUCCACCCACCUCACACUUUCAUGUGCUGGCAGAUACUCCAUCAAGUCUGGUACCACUACAGCCUAAAGCAUCCCAGACUUCAUCCUCUCAACAGAUGCUGUCAUUCCCGGACAAAGUAAAGGACAAACCAGCUGACUUGCAGAACUUUGGGUUGAGGACAGAUGUGUACAGUAAGAAGAGUGGCCCAGCUAAAACUAAAAAUGCUGCCAGUGCCACUCGGGAGUGGACAGAUCAGGAGACGCUGCUACUUCUAGAGGGUCUAGAGAUGUAUAAAGAUGACUGGAAUAAAGUAUCGGAGCAUGUAGGAAGCCGCACGCAGGAUGAGUGCAUCCUACACUUUCUGCGUUUACCGAUAGAAGACCCCUACCUGGAGGACAGCUCCUCCUCCCUGGGCCCUCUGGCCUAUCAGCCAAUUCCGUUCAGUCAGGCGGGGAAUCCUGUCAUGAGCACUGUGGCAUUCCUGGCCUCUGUGGUUGACCCUCGAGUGGCUUCCGCUGCAGCUAAAUCAGCACUUGAGGAGUUUUCUCGAAUGAAGGAGGAGGUCCCGGCUGCGUUGGUGGAGGCUCAUGUGCGUCGAGUGGAGGAGGCGGCCAGAGCAAGUGGGAGGCCAGACCCUCUCUACGGCCUGGAGGGCAGCGGUAUCGCAGGAACCGGUCUUGAAGAUUCUGACAAACCCUCUGAGGAUGGAAGUGAAGAGAAUAAGAGCAGUGAUGGCCAAUCUAGCCAGGAUAAAAGAGAAAAUAAGGAGAGCAAAGACGGAGCCACUGAGGAGGAAGAAAAACAAGGAGAGAACGGCAAGAAAGAGGAAGAGAGAGUGAGAGAAGGGGAGACGGAGAGAGAGACUGAGAAAACAGAACCAGAAAUGGCCGAUGGCGAGAAGGAGAAAGACCGGAAGGAGGGAUCAGAAGAGGGUCAGAGGGAUGGAGAGAGUGAGGGAGAGAAGAAAGCAAAAGUGGAAAGAGAUGUAGGAGAGGGAAACUUGGCCACCGCCGCUGCUUCUGCACUUGCUGCUGCUGCCGUGAAAGCUAAGCACUUGGCAGCAGUAGAGGAAAGGAAGAUCAAGUCUCUGGUGGCUCUGCUGGUAGAGACCCAGAUGAAGAAACUAGAGAUCAAACUCAGACACUUUGAAGAGCUGGAAACCAUCAUGGACAGAGAGAGAGAGGCACUGGAGUAUCAGAGGCAGCAGCUUCUUGCUGAUCGUCAGUCGUUUCAUAUGGAGCAGCUGAAGUAUGCAGAGAUGAGAGCUCGACAGCAACACUUCCAGCAGAUCCAACACCAGCACCAUAGCAACCAGCCUGCCAAUCAGUCUGGCAGUACCCCAUCUGUAACCCACCAGCCUGUCGCUAACGCCUCUGCCCCGCCCCCAACACAAAGCCCCGCCUCCGUGACUACCCCUAAUGCCCACAGUGAGGCUCCACCACCCGCAUCUCACAGUUCUCCUCCCACCAACGCACAGACUGGAUCAGCGCAUGAAUCCAGCACUCCGCUACCAGGGGAUUCUCUCUUUCCAAACGCCCCUGUGCCUCCAACACAGUAAAAGAAAUGGUGAGAUUUAAAGGGGAUCAAUGAUUCCAGAGAAGAAAAUGAAGGAAAUUAGAUAGAAAGCAAAAGAUACAGAGAUAAAGGGAGCGGUGUCUUCUUUUUUUGUCACUUGCAUCAUUUUUGGGAGAAAAUGAUAUAAAUGAAUUCUUGCCAGCAUCUUUGAACGUGACGUUAUUCAAAAUAAAUAGCUAAAGCUAAACACAGAUAACUUUUAAACUGACUGAGAAAUAAAACAGAAAAAAGACCUUUGGUUUGGACUUUUGGAAAGGUCUUAAACCCAAAUCCCGGUUAAUACCCAACAAAAGCACUCUUGACCCAAACAGGCUCAAUAUACCCUUGUCCGUCCUCCAGUUUCAGUAACAUCUCUUAACUUUGAGCCGAACUACAGGAUCCAAGAUACCUGUGAUCUGCACUCCAGAAGCAUCUCAAUGUACUUUAGGUACUCAAAUGGAAACAAAAGAAAACCAAGAACAAAUUGCACUUUUAGAAUGUUUCCUGAAUCUUACGUUUUGGAGGGAUGAAGCAUAAAGUCAAAAUUAGCCCUGACUUAAUGUUUUCUUUUAACAACAUUCUUUUUAUCACUUAAUUUGUUUCAUAGAAGCACUCGAGUAAGUCCGAAGAGAAACUUGACUUUGUUAUCGUUACUUUGUAUGCGUGCGUGUGAAUGUCGGUUUUGCUUUUGGGACAAUGUGAAAGCUUCAGUGGUUUGGCCUGUUUUUAUGUACAAUUAGAUUUUAGCAUGAUUAAAAAAAAAAGAGGCAACUAAUUUUUUACUUUGUCUCUGACAACAUGUACUGUAAACCUGGAAGUCAUCAAUAAUUGAUGUUUGCAUGUUAUAUUUUGGGUAUGUGUGCACGUCAUUGCCACAAAAUAUCAUAAGUUACUCUAGCAGGUGAAAUUAGCUGUUUCAUCCUCAUCUCAUUGCAGUGCUUGAAUGCUUAAAUAUCGGAGUGUAUGAUUAAUCGACAGUGACAAAAUAAUGGGAAAUGCAGCAAGGAAUCAUAUUGGUUCCUUAAUUCAAAUGGAGUUGAAUCAGUCGUUUUAGUGAGAUCAUAUCGCACAUUUUAGUAAUCAGUGUUCAUGCAAGAACUGAUGUUUCAGUUCAGAUUGUUAACCCUUGUGUGUCAAUUUUAAAAAGCUACACAGAGGCCCUCAGAGGACAAAAAAUGUCCAGGUCAUAAAAAUAUCAUAUAGUAAUAUUUUUUUCUGCUUUCACUGACUGGCUAAUUUUCCAGCAUCUAUCCCAAUCAUAAAUCAUAGUCAUUUUCAGGAUUUUAACCCUUAUAAUUCUAUUUGUUUACAUAAUGCCAUCGGUGAAAAAGAAAAUAUAUUUUAUAUGAAGUAAACAGUAUUGAUUAUUACAGUAUUGGAUCACAGUUGUUAUGUUUACUAAAACUAAAAUCAUUUUAAAUAUGGCUCUUUUAAUAAGUAUCGAUGGGGAUAUUUUCGUCCUUUAGAUCCUGAGUAUAACUCAUUUUUAAUCCUAGAGUAUAUAUUUCUGAAUGAAAUUGAGGGCAAAAUAUUUCAUUGACAAUAAUUCUUUUUGACAUAUUACAACAUUUUAGUUGUUUGCAUUAACACAGCCAAAAUGGUCAAAAAUGAUGGUAAAGACUUAAAUGUCUUUAAGGACACACAAGGGUUAAAGAAUGUGUUGUGUGUGUGUGUGUGUCUGUGUGUAUGGGUGUUUUAGUAACAGGCCAAACCCACAGAAAGUAUUUACGACAUGAAGGAAAACCGUUUUGUUUUACAAAUUAGUGGCAACUACCUGAGUAGAACCAAGGGAGUUUAAAGUUACGUUUGCAGCUGUGGUCUGUGUAUCUCAUAUCUUCAUAUUGUAACUGUCCUAUUUUUGUAUUUUUAUAUGUUUCUUUACACUAUUACGAAUGAUGUAAUGCUGUUAUCAUAUUAUACAUGUCUGUAACGUUUCCUUCUCUUUCUGACUGUGGAUGUUGUCGUAUUAUUGACAUGUUCAUGUGAAAGUGUCAGUCGCUUUAUACGAUGAAGCUGGACUCUUUGUAUGUGUGUGUGUGUGUGUGUGUGUGUGUGUGUGUGUGUGUGUGUGUGUGGUGUGCAUGCACUCUUUGAUUUGCCACACAUCUUUUUGUUUGUACGUAUGUAUGUUUUAUUUUAACCUACAUUAAUUUGCCAUGUUUCCAGACUACAAAUGCUAUAGUAGUGAUGGAUGUAAAAUCUGCCAAUACCAGAACUCAUACACUCCCGCUGUGAUAGUCCCGCAGUUUACAUCCUCACACAUAUAUGUGAAUGCACAGGUAUGCAGUAGUCCAACAUGCAGUAUUACUGACAGAACAGAUUCACAUCAACCUCACAGUUUUGCACGACUCAUAACCAGUGUUGAAAAUGUCAAUCGAUCAGUUUGAUCAGCUCUUUGGUCUUUUUUACAUUGUAGUGGUAUAAGUAGUUGUCGUUUUUUUUUUUUUUUUUUACAUUUUGCAUUUUGUUUAUCCUUUUUUUUUUUUUUUUUAAUGGUGAAAGCUGGUAACCAUUGCAUUGAGGUGUGUGUGAAUGUUUGAAGAUGUAGCAGGAGCUGUCUAGCACCUGUUUGACCAUGAAUGGAUCAAUUUUGGUUUCAAAAGUACUGAAUGGUUCUGCACAAUAAAAGACAUCAUCAGUGA
Puntigrus tetrazona (Sumatra barb) is the source of this 5750-nucleotide messenger RNA. RefSeq names its product SWI/SNF related, matrix associated, actin dependent regulator of chromatin, subfamily c, member 2 (gene smarcc2). The transcript is spliced from 26 exons. Gene Ontology annotation, biological process: positive regulation of DNA-templated transcription. Lineage: Eukaryota; Metazoa; Chordata; Actinopteri; Cypriniformes; Cyprinidae. Gene Ontology annotation, molecular function: nucleosomal DNA binding; histone binding. The record is from RefSeq and is a predicted model, not a curated record. The coding region runs from base 8 to 3112 and encodes 1034 amino acids. Gene Ontology annotation, cellular component: nBAF complex; SWI/SNF complex; npBAF complex.